Molecule: messenger RNA, 708 nt
Organism: Monascus purpureus
Lineage: Eukaryota; Fungi; Ascomycota; Eurotiomycetes; Eurotiales; Aspergillaceae
Source: the annotation of a GenBank genome assembly
AUGGCAAACCCAACAUCACAAGUUCCCCAGCACGUAACCGCGCUCCUCUCCCAUCUGAGUUCCCGCCCUGGAGUGCAAUCCACGUUCAUCCUCUCCCGCAAAGAUGGCUCUAUAAUCCAAAGUACGGGACUAUAUGCAUCGAAUCUAACGACGGGUAAUCAUGCAGCAAACGCAACGGCCUCGACUUCAGAUUUAGAGCCUGUAGAGGCAGGACCGGAUCACAAACAUGCUCAUACGCAAUCGUCAAGCUCGAAUACAACCACAACUACACAGCCAGAAUCAUCAACUUCCUCAUCAGAUGCGGCGUCAGCAUCUCCUGCACACCCGCGUACACAGACGCCAUACCAGCCGACUCAAGCUGAGGCAUUGGCUGCUCAGAUCUACGCUUUCGUGUCGAGUGCAUCGGCACUAAGUUCGGCCCUCACACAGCCUCCUUCGUCCUCGUCUCAGGCAGCAACGGGAAACGGGUACUCGAAGUCAGAACUGAAUGGGCUUGAGGAAUAUGUGAAUAGCAGAACACCACGCGAAGAAGAUGGAGAUGGAGAAGGCAGUGGGAACAACAUCCAGGAAGAUGAUGAGGUCAAGUUGCUCCGGUUGCGUACAAAGAAACACGAGAUUGUAGUUGUUCCGGAUAGGAAGUAUCUAUUAUGUGUGGUCCAUGGCACUACUUCUACUUCCACUUCUGGUUCCUCAGGAAGUUCUAGAUGA